AUGGAUAACAUCCUUUUUUGGAAUGCUCGUGGAGCUGGGAGUGGAAAAUUCAGGUCCUCAAUUCAGGACUUAGUGAAAAUGCAUAAUGUUGAUCUUUUAUUUGUGUGUGAGCCUCGUAUACAGUUUGAUGGGGCAAGGAAAUAUUUACUUUCCCUUGGUUUUACUGACUAUAAAGUGAUGGAAGCUAAUGGUUUCUCUGGUGGCCUUUGGCUACUUUGGAAUAGAAACAAGUAUACUAUUGACAUCAUUGAUACUACUUUUCAAUCCAUUUCUGUGAGAGUUGGUUGGAAUGGCUUCCAGAGUUGGAUGUUAACUGGUAUAUAUGCUAGCCCUUGCAAUACUUCUAGAGGUAUUUUAUGGAGUUACUUAGACAACCUGGCUAAUCGUGUUAAGCUUCCUAGUAUGAUUGUAGGAGACUUUAAUGAGCUUUUGUCCUACUCUGACAAGAUUGGUGGAUCUCAGCACUACAGAUUUGGUGGUAUGCAAGAUUGGGUGAAUAGAAAUGGCCUAAUUGAUAUGGGCUACCAGGGUGCUGAUUAUACCUGGAAGAAUAAUUUUGUUAAAGAAAGGCUUGAUAGAGGCUUUUGUUCCUGUGAUUGGAGGCUUCUCUUUCCUGAUGCUUGUAUUUUGCAUUUGGCUAGGAUGAAAUCUGAUCACUGCCCUAUCAUUGUCAAGCUCAACCAUUGUAGCAGGGCUACUAGAAGAAAUUCUCCCUUUAGGUUUCAUGCUAUGUGGAUGCAGCAUGAUAGUUAUGUGGAUAUGAUCAAUGAAACUUGGAACAACUGCCCUGGGGACUUACAGGUUAAGACUACUACUCUUGCCAACUCUCUCAGCAUCUGGAAUAAAGAAGUUUUUGGUAAUAUUUUCAAGCAGAAGAGGAUUCUUUUGGCUAGAAUUUGUGGUAUUCAAAGGAGCUUGGGGAGACAAAAUAUUCCUUUUCUUGUGAACCUUGAGAAAGAGCUGAUCCUUCAAUAUGAGCAAAUUAGAGACGCUGAAGCCCUCUUUUGGAGGCAAAAGUCUAGAGAUAAGUGGCUUUGCGAGGGGGAUAGAAAUACUAAAUUUUUCAUUUAA
Rosa chinensis is the source of this 1071-nucleotide messenger RNA. RefSeq lists its product as uncharacterized. The record is from RefSeq and is a predicted model, not a curated record. The transcript has a single exon. Gene Ontology annotation, molecular function: catalytic activity. The coding region runs from base 1 to 1071 and encodes 356 amino acids. NCBI's taxonomy places the organism in Eukaryota, Viridiplantae, Streptophyta, Magnoliopsida, Rosales, Rosaceae.